Molecule: messenger RNA, 2613 nt
Organism: Chelmon rostratus (copperband butterflyfish)
Lineage: Eukaryota; Metazoa; Chordata; Actinopteri; Chaetodontiformes; Chaetodontidae
Product: 4-galactosyl-N-acetylglucosaminide 3-alpha-L-fucosyltransferase 9-like
Exons: 2
Coding region: 610-1779 (389 amino acids)
Cellular component (GO): membrane
Molecular function (GO): alpha-(1->3)-fucosyltransferase activity
Source: RefSeq, a predicted model, not a curated record
CUCAUCGCAAAUCUGCAUCCCUCCUGCGGCCUGCAGCGCCGGUGUUUUUCCGCAUGUGCGCAGGUGUGCUCUGCAUGUGCAGGCUCUGUUAACCAGUCCUGAAUUAACUCCUCGUUUUAACGACAGGCUGCUCUGCUGCGUCGCACCGACUUGGUACAACGAGGUUCUUAUUAAAAGCAUUUUAAUGCAGAUUGCAGGCGGUUGCAGGUUUUUACCUUUUUGGAGGCCCGCGCGGGGAGAAAAUCCGAAUUAACCUGCUGCCAUAGAGACGAGCAACGCGAUGCACAAGCGACACUUCCGUACUGAGUGACUCACAGGGGUGGGGAACUGACAGGAAAAAGCUGUCAGUGUUUCAUCCUUCCGGGUCCUUUCUGCAUUAUUUAACACAUCUCAGCGAUGGCUGGAACUGCUUCUCCUUGAUGAUGAUGAUGAUGAUGCGACUCACAGCUGGUUUUCCAGGUUUGGGUCAGUCAGUCUUGAGCGGAACCGAGGAAGUCUUGAAACGAGCUGCUACUAGGUCGUUUCCUUGCAGCUAACUGAAUGCUGGAGGUUGUCAGGGUCCUCAGCACGUAGCAAAUGCUGUUCUUUUCCUUGCUUUUCAGGUGAGCCAUGUCCUCCUCAGCCUGCCAGUGGACUUUUCUGCGCCCAUUUGUCAUCAGCAGCCUGUUGGUGAUGAGUUUUGUAGUUCUUUUCUGCACAUACUACAAGCCUGACAUCAAGUUCCCCACCUUUGACAUUUACAUGGAGAGAGGCAAUCAUUCCUGUCCUACAGUUGUGUGUGCAGAGGGACCACAGAUCCAGAACUCAAACUGCUCCACAGAGCUGCACAUUAAUCCAGAUCACAACGACAACCAGAAGGUCCAGACUGCAGCAGUGGACACUGAGCCUGAUACUAUUUUAUUGAUCUGGAUGUGGCCAUUUGGCCGCACGUUUGAUGUCAACUGUGGUAUUUAUAAUAUCGAAAGAUGCCUCCUGACAGAUGACAAGUCUCUGUACCACAAAGCCCACGGGGUUAUCUUCCACCACAGGGACAUUCAUGGAAAUCUUGCAAGCUUACCAAAAGAGCCGCGUCCCUGGUUUCAGAAAUGGGUGUGGUCAAAUAUGGAGUCGCCUGCAAACUCAGCUCCAAUCCCUGAGGUCAAUCACCUUUUCAACUUGACAUGCAAUUAUCGGCUUGAUUCAAAUAUUCCUGUGCCUUAUGGGUAUCUGUUGCCAGUGACACCUGAAGAUGAGAGUUUCAAAUUGCCAGCAAAGGACAAGCUGGUCUGCUGGGUUGUGAGCAACUGGAAUGCACAGUUUAAGAGAGUUCAGUUCUACAAUGAAAUGAAAGAUCACAUCAAGAUUCAUACCUAUGGAAAGGCAUUUGGCCAAGAUCUCAGUGAACAAGAUUAUUCGAAGAUAGUUUCUAGUUGUAAAUUCUAUCUCUCCUUUGAAAACUCUGUUUACAAAGACUAUAUCACAGAGAAGUUAUACAGACCUAUGAGUUUAGGAACUGUGCCAAUCGUUCUGGGCACACAAAGACAACAAUAUGAGGACCAUAUCCCAGGAGAUUCUUUCAUCCAUGUCAAUGACUUUUCUACUCCAAAGGAGCUUGCAGAGAGGCUUAUUUACCUUGACCAAAACAAUUCUGAGUACAUGAGAUACUUUAACUGGACAAGCAGGUUUAAAGUGAAAACUUCUUGGUUUGGCAAAGAACAAGCUUGCAAAACUUGUGGUUACUUACAAAACCACAAAGGAUACCAGGCAUUUCAUGAUCUCAACAAAUGGUACUGGGGUUAACAGAGAACAUUUGCCAAGUUACAUUUCAGUCUGGGAUAGUGUCUUUUGAUUUGCUGAAGGGGUCAUAAUGCGGUCAACUGUGAUAUUUCUAAGAAGUUACCCAAAGUCUGCAGUGAUGGUACCCUUGGAUUCUGUGGUUGUGCAUGUAGUUUCACGGGUCAGCAGCUGCUUCAUACUUCAUUUAUUGUGGAUAUAUUGCUCAUCAUAACUUUUAUACUUAAAACAUAACACAAGCUAUUUCAGGAAAAUUCAGCAUUUUGUAAGAACCACAGCAGAGGAAACUUAGCCACAGCAAUCUGCCAGAAGACUGUUUCUGGUAUCACUAUGUUCAACGAGGCUCUUUGUCAAAUAGUGAUAUUGUUUUCAUUUCUUUCAACACAUUUUUUCGUGACUGUUGCGCCCCAUCGUGAUGGAGAUGGAAGGAAUUUUGUUUUCAUUGUUCAGUAGUAGUGUUGAAACACGUGACGUGUUUCUCAGACACAUCUCAGAACCUGUCUGCAUGGCUGGAGAUGAGUGGAGGGAAGAGACAAUGUGCUGUAUGUUUGUUUUUUUUUUUGUUUCCUGACCUUUAAUUGUGCACAAACACAUGAAGAAUUAAAUCAAUGUCUUCUUUUCUUUUCUUUUUUUCAUUCAAUGGUUUUGUAAGUAUUUUCAAAUUGGACCACCUGGAAUUCAUUUGAGGGAUUUCAGGUGCAAACAUUGUUUAUUUUUCAUUGGAAAUUAUUUAUGUUAAGAAUCAGCAAUGCAACAAGUUCAAAUAGAGUUUCUUGAAUCAAUAAUUUAUUUUGUUGUUAAAAAUUAUAUUCAUUGCAAGCAGCCAAUAAAAAAAACUGC